UCUUUCAUUGUCUAUCAUAAUUUUUAACUUAAUCUCGACCGCUGGCAAAUACAUAGAUUGGAGAGAAAUUUCAUUGAGUGUUUUUUUUUCUUGGGGAUUUGUUUGCGGAACUAGAUUAUUUGUUACUCAAGUUUAAUUCUUUAUUUUCAAUAAAGAAUUUCUUCCAAUAUUUUCAACUACAGACAACUCAGUAAUAGUUUACUAGGUCUUUCCUUUGUUUAUAUAUUUUGAAUUGAGCUUAGCGGGUCAGUCAUACAUUAAAAAGAGACAAGUAGUAAAUUUAAGGUCCGAUGGCUGGUGGCUCGAAUGAGGCGCAGACGCUUUCGUGUGCACGUUGCGGCAAGCCUGCUACUCUUCAGUGUCCCAAGUGUAUGCAGUUAAAGCUCCCUCGUGAAGGUGCUGCUUUUUGCACUCAGGAUUGUUUCAAAGCUUCUUGGAGCUCGCACAAGUCGGUUCAUUUGAAGGCAAGGUUGCCCUCCCUUGAUACAGAUGGUUCUGGUCAACAAAAUUCUGAUUUAGCUGGUGAUGGAUGGUUAUAUUGCUUGAGGAAAGGACAGAGUCGGACUCCGAAACUUCCUCCUUUUAAUUGGACAGGGACUCUUAGACCAUAUCCCAUAUCAGUCAAGCGAAUUGUACCUGCUCACAUUGAUAAGCUUGACUGGGCUGAUGAUGGAAUUCCAAAGGUUGAGCCAAACAGUGAUUUGCAACAUCGUGUUGAGAUCAAGACUCCAGAUCAAAUUAAGAGAAUGUGGGAAACUUGUCGAAUUGCAAGGGAGGUUUUGGAUGCAGCUGCUCGAAUGAUACGUCCUGGUGUUACAACAGAUGAAAUUGAUCGAGUUGUUCAUGAGGCAACUAUCGCUGCAGGAGCGUAUCCAUCACCUCUCAAUUAUUAUUUCUUCCCAAAGUCUUGUUGCACGUCAGUUAAUGAAGUUAUAUGCCAUGGGAUUCCUGAUGCAAGGAAACUGGAAGACGGCGAUAUAAUAAAUGUUGAUGUGACUGUGUACUAUAAAGGUGUUCAUGGUGAUUUAAACGAAACAUAUUUUGUGGGAAACAUAGAUGAAGCAUCUCGUAAGCUGGUUCAGUGUACAUAUGAGUGCUUAGAUAAAGCAAUAUCUAUUGUUAAGCCUGGAGUUAGAUUUCGUGAUGUGGGAGAAAUUAUUAAUCGCCAUGCUUCAAUGUCAGGGUUAUCAGUGGUGAAGUCAUAUUGUGGCCAUGGAAUCGGAGAGCUGUUCCACUGCGCCCCAAAUAUUCCCCAUUACGGAAGAAAUAAAGCUGUUGGGGUGAUGAAAGCUGGACAGACUUUUACAAUUGAACCGAUGAUUAAUGCAGGGGUUUGGCGUGAUCAAAUGUGGCCUGAUGGAUGGACUGCUGUUACAGCAGAUGGCAAACGCAGUGCUCAGUUUGAACACACCCUUUUGGUAACAGAAAGUGGGGUCGAAGUUCUUACAGCUCGACUACCGUCUUCACCCGAUGUGUUCCCUUGGUUAAACAAGUGAUCAGUUUUGUAGGGGCAUAAAAUAAUGGGCCAAAGUAAAGUUACCCGUAACAUUGUACUGAUGGGCAAUAGAUUAUGAAAGUAUCCAUCUUGGGGGGUCACCUUACCCCUAAUCAUGCAAUUUUCCAUUGAAGCUCUGGUAUUUUAGUAUGUGAUGUGUACAAUGAAUUUUCUUCCGUUAGUUUCGUUUGUAACAAGAAUAAUUGUUUGAUGAAAGAAGUGACGUCAAAUGAUAACUAUUUGUAUUCCGUGAUA
This is a messenger RNA of Hibiscus syriacus, 1750 nucleotides long. RefSeq names its product methionine aminopeptidase 1A-like. The record is from RefSeq and is a predicted model, not a curated record. Gene Ontology annotation, biological process: proteolysis. The transcript has 16 exons. NCBI's taxonomy places the organism in Eukaryota, Viridiplantae, Streptophyta, Magnoliopsida, Malvales, Malvaceae. Bases 291 to 1496 code for a protein of 401 amino acids. Gene Ontology annotation, molecular function: metalloaminopeptidase activity.